AAAUACAUUUGGUCUAAUGACCAAUCAUUCAAGAAGUGUUCGACUCCUGCCCAGAAUCUGAUCAAAACAAAAUGAUAUGCUUGGGUUAGGGUUGCGCCCUGUCCAAAUCGCCGGGGCCACACUGACAGUUGGGUGAGUAAUGCGCAGGGAUCGUCUCCAAUGGCUCCUCAAUACGCACCAAGUCUGCGCUCCCGUUUGGCGCCUAUGCUGCUUGUUCUGCAGAUAGGAUUCAUUCUCAUAUAUGCCUUUUACAUUGAGAUCGAAAGCAAUGUAAACGUGUAUGGGAUUACCUUCAGCAACUUUUACGCUGAGUUCCAGAAUGUGAAUGUGAUGGUGAUUCUAGGUUUUGGCUUCUUGUGCACUUUUCUUGUGCGGUAUGGUUUCAGUGGCUCUGGGUUCAACCUCCUUGUGGCUGUCAUGGCCACGCAAUGGGCCAUCAUACUCAAUGGCAUUGAGUCCUGGUAUUACAGAGGAAAGAUCAGGAUAGACUUGAAAAGCUUAGUGGUUGCGGAGAUGUGUGCAGCCUCUGCCCUCAUUUCAAUUGGAGCCGUGCUGGGGAAGACUAACCCUGUCCAACUGAUCCUCAUCGCUCUGCUGGAGGUCUCAGGGUUUGUCUUGAAUGAAUGGCUCCUCCAGACUCUGCUGAAGGUCCAGCCUUUGAACAGCAUCAUGCUGCUUCACAUCUUCGGGGCCUUCUUCGGGCUCACGAUGACCUGGAUCCUGUUCAAGAAAGGAGCCGAGCAACCAUUUGAAAAAGAGAAAGUUGAUCGGAAAUCCGGAUUAUUCUCCAUAUUGGGAACUUUGUUUCUCUGGGUGUUUUGGCCCAGUUUUAAUUCCAUCCUAGUGGAUAAUCAUACUCCUGGGAGGAGGCUGGGGGCCGUGUUCAGCACCUACCUGGCCCUGGCUGUCAGUGCUGUAACAGCAGCUGCUGUGUCUUCGCUCUCCAGCCCCAAGGGAAAACUUAACCCGAUCCAUUUGCAGUCUUGCAUGCUUGCUGGCGGUGUUGCUGUUGGGGUUUCCAUGCCAGCAGUUCAUCAGCCAUGGGAAGCCAUGACGAUCGGAUUCACUGCGGCUGUUGUAUCAACAAUUGGAUUCAGAUAUCUUAAGACCCACAUGCUGCUUGCGUUUCAGUGCCAUGACACCUGUGCUGUCCUGAGCACACACGGACUCCCUGGUCUGCUGGGAUGGCUGGCCCAUCUCCUACUACAGCUUAAAGACUACGACGAUCCCACAACGGCAAUCCGGUUUGCUGUAUUUCACAUUUGUUGUCUCCUCAUUACCAUCGCUUUAAGUCUGGCCAUUGGAAUAAUAGCAGGGCUCCUACUCAAGUGGCACUUCUGGAGGCCUCCCCAAGACAAGAAAUGUUUUGAUGAUCAGGCUUUCUGGGAGGUAGGCAAACAAAAUGUCAUAUUUGAGCAGUUAUCUGGCUAAAAACAAUCGUACACCUGCAUUGUCAAUAUGUAUUUUAAAUAUUGAUCAUUUCCCUAAGCAGUAAUACGUAAUUUAAAAAGCGUUUCAUAGUACAGCAUUGGACAAAUAUUUUCCCGUUUUGCAGUUUCCCCAUCUUGCAGUCCAAAAGUAAGAAGACCAAGAAAACAGUCCGAUACCGGAAAGCUAUUUUUGGUGUUCAUUCAUUUUAAUUUAUACAACUUUACUUCUAGCUAGUGCAAAGUAUUUUGGUGUUUUUUAUGUGUGUUAAGUUUGGGAAAAAUAAAAACAUAAAAAGGUUGAAAGCAUGAA
Molecule: messenger RNA, 1740 nt
Organism: Eleginops maclovinus (Patagonian blennie)
Lineage: Eukaryota; Metazoa; Chordata; Actinopteri; Perciformes; Eleginopidae
Gene: rhd
Product: Rh blood group, D antigen
Exons: 9
Coding region: 160-1431 (423 amino acids)
Biological process (GO): ammonium homeostasis; ammonium transmembrane transport
Cellular component (GO): plasma membrane
Molecular function (GO): ammonium channel activity
Source: RefSeq, a predicted model, not a curated record